AUGGCGUCACUAGCGAUCUCAUCAAAGCAGAAGAAGAAAGGGAAAUUGACUGUGCGUAGAGGACGAUCGAAGAAGAAGUCAUGGACCCGCUUGUCACACGGCACGCGUUGUGCGUCGAAGCGAGCUCAGGAAUUCGCGGGUCAGGAGGAGCCAGCAAGUAAUACAAGCAUCGUAAACCAUGUGUACGAGCGUGAUUCGAAGAACUACGGCGAAGCAAUGCGAAGCUCUAAAAGCGAGGAAUGGAAGAAGGCGAUGUGUAAUGAAUUGGAAGCGCUCGAGAACAACGACGUUUGGCAUCUUAUCAAGCUUCCGAGCAGCAGCAAUGCACUCCACACGAAGUGGGUGUACAAGACAAAGAUGACUGCUGAUGGGGAUAUCGAACGCCUUAAAGCGCGAAUUGUGGCGUGCGGCAAUGAGCAAGUGUUUGGAGUUGACUAUGUCCUCACAUAUGCUGCCGUGAUGGACAUGUCCACGGUGAAGAUAACAUUGGCUCUUGCAGUUACGUGGGGAGUCGUCGCAAAGCAUGGUGACUUCCCAAAACCUACGUAA
Peronospora matthiolae is the source of this 549-nucleotide messenger RNA. Lineage: Eukaryota; Oomycota; Peronosporomycetes; Peronosporales; Peronosporaceae. The record is from the annotation of a GenBank genome assembly.